Fulmarus glacialis (Northern fulmar) is the source of this 1735-nucleotide messenger RNA. RefSeq names its product FIG4 phosphoinositide 5-phosphatase (gene FIG4). Lineage: Eukaryota; Metazoa; Chordata; Aves; Procellariiformes; Procellariidae. Gene Ontology annotation, biological process: phosphatidylinositol dephosphorylation. The record is from RefSeq and is a predicted model, not a curated record. The transcript is spliced from 15 exons. Gene Ontology annotation, molecular function: phosphatidylinositol-3,5-bisphosphate 5-phosphatase activity. Gene Ontology annotation, cellular component: intracellular membrane-bounded organelle. The annotation marks the transcript as partial.
AUGGCAUGGUCUAAGCAAGUGACCAUCUUGGUGGUUUGGUGUUUCUUGCUCCGGUAUUUUCUAGUUGGAAGUAAUCCUGCAGAAACCAAAUACCGUGUUUUGAAAAUAGAUCGCACUGAACCAAAGGAUUUGGUUAUAAUUGAUGAUAAGCAUGUGUAUACACAACAAGAGGUGAGGGAACUUCUUGGCCGUUUAGACCUGGGAAACAGAACAAAGAUUGGGCAGAAGGGCUCUUCUGGGUUAUCUCGAGCUGUCUCUGCUUUUGGUGUAGUAGGUUUUGUCAGAUUUUUAGAGGGCUACUAUAUUGUGUUAAUAACAAAAAGAAGAAAAAUGGCAGAUAUUGGAGGUCAUGCUAUAUAUAAAAUAGAAGAUACAAAUAUGAUCUACAUUCCAAAUGACUCUGUAAGAGUCACUCAUCCUGAUGAAGCCAGGUAUCUGAGAAUCUUUCAAAAUGUGGACCUUUCUAGCAACUUCUAUUUUAGUUACAGCUAUGAUCUAUCUCACUCCCUUCAGUAUAAUCUUACUGUCCUGAGAAUGCCACUUGAGACAUUAAAAACUGAAACAACUCAAACCCGACAAGAGAGUUUUGAUAUAUUUGAAGAUGAAGGACUUUCAACACAGGGUGGAAGUGGUGUGUUUGGGAUUUGCAGUAAGCCUUACGAAAAAUAUGUGUGGAAUGGCAAGCUUCUUGAUGCAGUAAAAAAUACUAUUCAUCGUGACUGGCUGCUGUAUAUUAUUCACGGAUUCUGUGGGCAAUCAAAACUGUUAAUAUACGGUCGCCCUAUAUAUGUCACUCUGAUAGCCAGAAGAUCAAGCAAAUUUGCUGGAACACGUUUUCUGAAACGAGGAGCAAACUGUGAGGGAGAUGUUGCUAAUGAAGUGGAAACUGAACAAAUACUUUAUGAUGCUUCAGUUAUGUCAUUUUCUGCGGGGAGUUAUUCUUCCUACGUUCAGGUUCGAGGAUCUGUCCCUCUGUACUGGUCUCAAGAUAUUUCAACUAUGAUGCCUAAGCCACCCAUAACAUUGGACCAAGCAGAUCCUUUUGCACAUGUUGCUGCUCUUCACUUUGACCAAAUGCUUCAGAGAUUUGGCUCUCCCAUUAUUAUUUUGAAUCUUGUGAAGGAACGUGAAAAAAGAAAGCAUGAAAGGAUUCUUAGUGAAGAACUUGUUGCUGCUGUGACGUAUCUCAACCAGUUUUUACCCCCAGAGCAUGCAAUUAUAUAUAUACCCUGGGAUAUGGCCAAAUACACAAAAAGCAAACUUUGCAAUGUCCUUGAUAGACUGAAUGUGAUUGCAGAAAGUGUAGUAAAGAAGACUGGAUUUUUUGUAAAUCGACCUGAUUCCUACUGCAGUAUCUUGCGGCCAGACGAAAAGUGGAAAGAACUGGGAGGUUAUGUUGUUUCCACUGGUCGCUUGCAGACUGGAGUUCUCCGAACCAAUUGUGUGGACUGUUUAGAUCGCACUAACACAGCCCAGUUUAUGGUGGGAAAAUGUGCUUUGGCAUACCAACUCUAUUCAUUGGGAUUGAUUGAUAAACCAAAUUUACAAUUUGAUACAGAUGCUGUUAGAUUAUUUGAAGAAUUAUAUGAAGAUCAUGGAGACACGCUUUCUCUGCAAUACGGAGGUUCUCAGCUUGUCCACAGAGUAAAAACCUAUAGAAAGAUAGCUCCAUGGACUCAGCAUUCCAAAGAUAUUAUGCAAACACUCUCAAGAUAUUAUAGUAACGCUUUCUCAG